UAGUUAGCUUGCAUUUUCUGCUCACCAUCUCCCGUGCGUUUGGUUGACAGCCGGCUUAAUAAUACAAAAGUAAACGUUUUUUCUUUACUCACAUAGUCAACAAGUUUACCCAUCUUCGUGAGUUUAUCGCUGAUGGCUUCAACAAGUGUCAAGUGAACACAGGCACUCGAAUUUCAUUGCCAGGCGUCGUUAAGAAAAUUACUUAACUGUUGCGGCCGCCACCCUGUCAAUCCCUAUCAUGUGGACAACGGUUGUCACUGCGCUGUGGAUAACAGCGGUGUAUGGCCAAAUGCCACCACAGGCCUAUCCGUACAACGUCACACUGAAUGGACAAAAUGCCAAAGCAGAAUGGCGGAAGGUCGGUGAAGACCGUAUUGAAUUCCAGGUGACCGCACCGACCACCGGCUGGUUCGGAUUGGGACUGUCGCCCAGUGGCUCGAUGCGUGGUGCGGAUAUUCUUGUUGGUUGGAUUGACGAAAAUGGAAAGGGUCAUAUCGAGGAUCGAUAUGCCCCAGAUUUCAUCGAACCAACUCUGGACCCUCAGCAAGACUGGACGUUAGAAGGUUCCGUGCGUCAAGAUGGCAAUCUGAUCUUCCGGAUGUCACGAAAGCUCAAUACUUGUGACAAACAGAACGACGUACCGAUUAAUACCAUCGAUACGAUGCGCUUAAUUUACGCAUCGAAUCCGGCUUUGCCUAUGAAAACUGGCGAUCAGUUCCAUAUCCGGAAACACGUGGAAGAAAGUAAAGGCGUACAGACAGUGCGAAUGUUCGAAGACACAGCACGCACUCCGCCACAACCGGCAGCCGGCGAAGAUAUUCAGAACGUCAAAUUCAUGAUAACCGAGAAUCAAGUGCCAGCCGUAGACACGGCGUACGUCUGCGAAGUGAUGCCCUUUCCACCAGUGGACAAUUCGGAUUUAUACAUGAUUGGGUUUGGAGAAAUCGUGACACCGGGAAACACGGAUUUAGUCCAUCACAUCAUUUUAUAUGCGUGUAAUGACCAAAUCAACGCCACUUUCCCAGCCAAACGACAAUUUGACUGUGACACGGAUAAAGACGGCAUCCAGGGGAGCUGCACGGCACUGUUGGCGGCUGUAGGGAAGGCCAGUCGUCCGGCUUAUUUUCCCGAAGAUGUAGCAUUACCGUUAAAAAAGAUUAUCGAUAAGAAGAGUUUCCUUAUGAUGCAAAUGCAUUAUGACAAUCCAUCUGUAAGAUCGGACAGGAUUGACGCGUCAGGAGUUGAACUGUACCUUUCAAACAAAAAGCGGAAGUACGAUGCCGGAGCGACUCGCUUUGGAAGCAUUGGGCUUGACUGGACGGUUGCAAUUCCGCCGAUGACACCAGAAUGGACAAUACGAACGGAAUGCCCUGCUCAGUGUACAAAACGGUAUCCCAGCGACGGAGUGAGAAUCAUCGGUGUGGAGCUGCACACCCAUCUUCUGGGUAUCAAAAUGUAUGCCCGCCACAUACGCAACGGAAAGGAGCUGGCGCCUAUAAGCACCGAUGAAAAUUACGACAGCAACUACCAAGAGUUCAUCAUGUUCGAUAAGAAUAACCAACCUCAACUGAUGCCGGGUGAUACGGUGGUGGUAGAUUGCGUAUAUUCCAGCACGAAGCCCCCUAAUGUUCGCACCAAUACCACUUUUGGAGGCGAGUCAACUAGAGAGGAGAUGUGCAUUGUAUUCGCAUUUUACUACCCUGCUGUUGAUCUGAAUAUGUGCAUGUCAAAAAUGGACGACAAAGAUCUUGCUGCCGGCUAUAAGAUCCCUGCGUCAGAACCAUUAACGUAUGCAAACCGCAAAAAUCUUAUGGCCUUCAUCGACAAGCAGUGGACGCCCGAAACCAAGGAAAAGAUGCGAGAGGUGCAAAACAUUGCAAAGCAGACAUUCGCGUGCCCUUUGGCGGACAAACCGAAUGGUCCAGAAGGUUUCGGCAGCAUUAGCGGCAUCGACAAGUACGAACCUUACCACGAUCCGGAUGUAUGCGGAAGUAGCCGUCAAACAAGAAGUUCAGCGAAUGCUCUACAACCCGGAUUAACAUUUGCAUUUGUUCUAUUCCUUCGUUAUUGAUUGCGUAACAAUGUUUGACCUAUUAAAAUAUUUUGUGCCUUUCUUGUACAGUAUAUGCUUCGAGUUCUAUAAUUACACAUGUUUUGCUAGUUGGGUAGUUCACUUAUUAAGAGGGAAUAAUAAAGGCUUCUGUAAUAAAGUCUAAAUUUCCGUUUUAUUUCUGUUCCAGCGCUG
Paramacrobiotus metropolitanus is the source of this 2245-nucleotide messenger RNA. RefSeq names its product DBH-like monooxygenase protein 2 homolog. The transcript has 14 exons. Gene Ontology annotation, cellular component: secretory granule membrane. Gene Ontology annotation, molecular function: dopamine beta-monooxygenase activity; copper ion binding. The record is from RefSeq and is a predicted model, not a curated record. Gene Ontology annotation, biological process: norepinephrine biosynthetic process; dopamine catabolic process; octopamine biosynthetic process. Bases 239 to 2071 code for a protein of 610 amino acids. NCBI's taxonomy places the organism in Eukaryota, Metazoa, Tardigrada, Eutardigrada, Parachela, Macrobiotidae.